Molecule: messenger RNA, 702 nt
Organism: Lodderomyces theae
Lineage: Eukaryota; Fungi; Ascomycota; Pichiomycetes; Serinales; Debaryomycetaceae
Exons: 1
Coding region: 1-702 (233 amino acids)
Cellular component (GO): cytosol
Source: RefSeq, a predicted model, not a curated record
AUGACAUAUCUUCAGCAGUUGAUUGACAAGAAUAAAGAUGAAUACAACCGAGCAACGAGACAUCCUCUAACAAACGAGUUGUGUCUGGGAACCCUCUCAGACUCCAAAUUGUUCGUGUACCUCACUCAAGACUUGCAAUUUUUCAACUACAGUCUCAAUCUUCUUGGAAAGACUUUGGCGCUAUGCGAUGAACCAGAGGCUUCGGUGAGGUUAGCUAAACAAAUUGGGUUUCUUGCGGAAGAUGAGAAUACUUACUUUGCAGAUACGUUGAAAGAGUUGGAGAGUUCCGAUUUGUCAUCGGUAGUUAAAAUGAAAAAAGAGUCAAUAGUUUUGCCAGAAGUCACUCAGUAUAUCGAUUACUUGAAGUAUUUGAUCAACGACUCAACAUCAUAUUCUGAAUUGAUAACGUUUUGCUAUGUUAUGGAAAAGGUAUAUUUGGAGUGGGUAGAGCAUAAUCAACAAGCAAACAAUAUUGCCAAAGGCUUGCCCAAGAAAUUCCAAACUUGGAUAGAUUUACACAGUGGUGAUCAUUUCAUUGAAUGGGUCCAGUUUUUGAGUAAUGAGGUCGAACGUCGUCUUGAAUUGGAGGCGAAAGAUGACGACAAGUACACCAAGAUUUACGAAUCCACAUUCAUCAAGUCUUUGAAAUUGGAGAGUGAUUUCUUUGAGGCGUGCUAUUCGUAUACAGAGGAUGUAAAGUAA